AUGGUCAGCGGCGCCGCGCUGGCAGCGCCGCCGCGGCACCCGUUCGUGCUCGCCGCGCUGGAGGACCUGCCGCGGCACAACCACCGCUACGGCGGGCCGGGGCUGACCUCGCUGAUGUCAUCGGGUGACGUCUUCUUGGCCCGCCAGCUGGCAAAGUGGGUGGGCGACGCCGCGGCUGGCUCCGCAGGGGACGCUGAGGGCGGCGGCUCAGCGGCAGGCAAGCAGGCGCAGGUCUACACGAUUCCCCCGAGUCUUUUUCAAAGUGAGUGCCCAGGCCGGGCGCUCUUCUCGCACGGGCCCGGCUCGGGGACGCCCGAGGCCGCCGGCGGCUGCAUCGGAGGCGCUUGCAGCGGCGCACGUGCGGGCCCGGGCGCGGCGGCGCUGGGCGCGGCGGCGGCGCCGGAGCCGCGGCUGGGGGGCGACUGGCUGCAUUGGGACGCGGCGUUGGGGCUAUGGCUGGCCGCCAACGCGGGCUGGGCGGCGGCGCUGAUGCUGGUGUCGUUUGCAGCGGGGGUCGGCGCAGCGCAGUGCGGCCCUGCGCUCUCGGGGCUCUGGCCCGCGCAGGGGCAGCGGCGCGACCGAACAGACUGA
Messenger RNA from Monoraphidium neglectum, 591 nucleotides. RefSeq lists its product as hypothetical. Bases 1 to 591 code for a protein of 196 amino acids. The transcript has a single exon. Lineage: Eukaryota; Viridiplantae; Chlorophyta; Chlorophyceae; Sphaeropleales; Selenastraceae. The record is from RefSeq and is a predicted model, not a curated record.